Messenger RNA from Engraulis encrasicolus (European anchovy), 906 nucleotides. RefSeq names its product myelin-oligodendrocyte glycoprotein-like. The coding region runs from base 1 to 906 and encodes 301 amino acids. Gene Ontology annotation, molecular function: signaling receptor binding. Gene Ontology annotation, biological process: T cell receptor signaling pathway; regulation of cytokine production. The transcript is spliced from 4 exons. Gene Ontology annotation, cellular component: external side of plasma membrane. The record is from RefSeq and is a predicted model, not a curated record. NCBI's taxonomy places the organism in Eukaryota, Metazoa, Chordata, Actinopteri, Clupeiformes, Engraulidae.
AUGUCCGAUGGGGGAGACUACACCUGCUCUGUCCAGACUGGAAACAAGUCAUACCAAGCUUUGACACGGCUUCAGGUCGAAGGCAAGGUGUCCGUGCAGGGCCCUGCCGGACCCGUCACUGCCACGGUGGGACAAGACCUUUACCUUCCCUGUCACCUGUCACCCAACUUCACCGCUGAGGGCAUGACCAUCAGCUGGCUUCUGAAACGCACAGGCGCGCUGGUGUACAGGUACAAAGACGGCUGUGAUGAGGGUGGGCUGGGCGCCUACCGAGGCCGCGUGGCUCUGCUGAGGGAAGAAGUCAGAAGAGGCAAUGUGACAUUGAGGCUCACCAGCGUCAAGCUUUCAGACGAGGCAGAGUAUGUGUGUUCCAUUGAAGAUGAGCACUACUGGCGUGGCAACAUAUCAGUACAGCUAAAAGUCAAAGUGAGGCCUAUCGUGAUGGGCCCUGUCCAUCGCGUUACUGCAGUAGUCGGGGAGGACAUCCUUCUGCCCUGUUACCUCGUACCCAACAACAGGGCUGAGAAUAUGACAGUCGAAUGGAUUCAACACAGCACGGGCAGACUGGUGCACCUCUACAAAGGUGGACGCAACAUGAAUGACCGACAGGACCCGGGCUACAGAGACAGGACUGCCCUGUCCAAAGUGGCCCUCAACACAGGCAACGCUUCACUGCAGCUAACCAACGUCCACAUGGCCGAUGAUGGAGACUACUCCUGCUUAAUUGGAGAUGGACCCUGGAAGCAUCAACUGACCAUGCAUGUUGAAGUCAAUGGCAAGCGGAUUGACACAGCGCACUCGUGGAAGGCUGGUUUCGGCAUCAUGUUUGUGCUGGCUCUGGCCCUGGCCACCGCACUUGCUGUGCUGCUGUAUCGUGUCCGACGCAGACUGAAAGGUAGAGUCUGA